Molecule: messenger RNA, 5265 nt
Organism: Chroicocephalus ridibundus (black-headed gull)
Lineage: Eukaryota; Metazoa; Chordata; Aves; Charadriiformes; Laridae
Gene: YPEL1
Product: yippee like 1
Exons: 5
Coding region: 485-844 (119 amino acids)
Source: RefSeq, a predicted model, not a curated record
UGGCGGCGGCCGUGGGAGCGGGUUUAACGGGCGGCAGCGCCGCGGCGAGGAAAACAAAGGCGGCGGGAGGAGGAGGAGGAUGGCGGCGCUGCCCCGGCCACCCCGAGGGCCGCGGGGCGGGAGGCGAGCGCCCGGCCCCCGUUUAUGACACCCUCGCCGCCGCUGAGACGGUUUCUGUGAGGCGCGGGAAGCUGCGGCUCCCCCUCCUUAACUAUCCCCUUUGUGUUUUUGGUGAGGCCCUUACCGGCCGCCGCUUGAGGAGAGGGGGCUCCGCCCGCCCCAGCCCCCUGAGGGAAGGGGCCCGGAGCCGGCGCAGCGGUUGUGACUGUUUCUCUUCUGUCAUUGGUGUGGAAAGUGCCACACACACUCCAGAACAACAACGGCUUUUGCUUGCAUAUUCCAGUGUUUCUUUUGUCAGCGAGUUCAGCAAAGUUGUAAUUCUUCAAGUGCCAGCCCUGAGCUGAGUGAGGAGCCACCAGCAGAGAUGGUAAAAAUGACAAAAUCAAAAACGUUCCAGGCUUACCUGCCAAACUGUCACCGAACCUACAGCUGUAUCCACUGCAGAGCCCACCUAGCCAAUCAUGAUGAAUUGAUCUCCAAGUCCUUCCAGGGAAGCCAGGGACGAGCCUACCUCUUUAAUUCUGUGGUAAAUGUGGGCUGUGGUCCAGCAGAGGAGAGAGUUCUUCUGACAGGUUUACAUGCUGUAGCAGAUAUCUAUUGUGAAAACUGUAAAACCACUCUUGGAUGGAAAUACGAACAUGCUUUUGAGAGCAGUCAGAAAUACAAAGAAGGAAAAUUUAUCAUUGAACUUGCCCACAUGAUAAAAGACAAUGGCUGGGAGUGAAUCACAACCUUUUUCCUUCUGUUUGGACAAUAUUCUGUGGAACGUGCUUUACAAAGACUAACGCAAAGUAAAGGAAGAGCUUGGCUGGAGUGGCCCUGAGAAUAUCACUGAACUCUGAAACCUCACAAAUGAGUAGUGUAGUGUAAGUGGCUAUUUCAGGCCAUGUUUGCCUUUUCUCCUUGUGUAAGUUCCCUCUUUUUGUACGUGUAUUAUUGUGUGAACAGUUGUUUUGAAACAUUUUGGAUGACCUUUUUCUAAACUCUCUCAAACUAGAGAAACAGUUCACUAAUUGAAAACAGAUUUUACUGGUUAGCAUCUAUCUCUGACCUAUGCCUUUAAUGCUACCUUCUGCUGUGCAUGCUUCUUGCCUAAACACCCACACUCCAGUCCUGUAGAAGUCCUGUAUCUGAGCAGUCUGAAAGAAUGUAUGGGAUGGGGUGCUUUUUUAUAUGUAGCAAUUUCUGAUGUGUUUGGCAGUGAAGAGGAUGCAGUAUUGUAGUUAUUAAUUUCUUUUUUAAAUUUGAGUGUACCACAACCUGUGUACAUCUUGUAGGUGAAUUGGUUAAAGGUACAGUGCUCACUUUAAAAAAUAUUUCCAUUGCACUGACUGAAGUUUGCUGGUCUCAAGUCGUUAGGAAAGGUUAUGCUAGAGGUUUGGUUAUCUUCAUGAAAUACCUUAGAAGGAUUUUAAAUCAAUGAUGCUAUAGAAUGUGUUCAUUUAAGACCAACGUAUUCCCUAAGGAGUUUGCUGGAAAAUAAAUUUAUAAAACUAUAGGUUGCAAGAUUAAAAAGACAGAAAAAUAUAUGCAUCUUCUAUUUUGGAAAAAAAAACAAAAAAAAAAACAAACAAAAAAAAAAACCAAAAACAAAAACGCAUUAGUCGGUGUAUUAAAAAAAAAAGUUUUGGUACUGUACCUUUGCCAGUAACAGGGACUUGUGCAUCAGUAAAGUUUUAUGGCUGGUUCCAUGUAACUGUAUAGUCCUAAUGCACUGGACAAAGAGGUUGAUAUCAAGGAAACUUGUUGAAGUAUUCUGCUUCUGCUACAUUUGAACAAAAAUAUUUAUUUUUGUGAGAAAUGGCCAGAGCCUAUGACAUGAAAAUUAAUAUAGUACCUGUAGGAAAAGGAGGGGUAAUAAGAGGGAAGGGAAGUUUGACUCAGUUUUUCAUAAAAUAAAAUAACAAGAUAGUUUUUAAAACUUGGGGGUGGGGAAAGGGUUUCUUGGUUUGCUGGCUAAAUCAUCCCCAAGUACCUUUUUAUAAUAAAAAUUUAUAUGAAGCUCACCUUCUCUUUUGUUCUCAUGCCGUUUCUUAAAUGGAAUGAGUUAAUGAGAGAAACUUCUGCAAAGUGUAUGCACAAUAUUAGCUGCUGGUAUCUGUGCAUGCAAGUUCUAAGGAGCUAUGAAAGAAACACUCUACAUAAAUUUGCUAACUUUAUUUUCAAAUUAAACAGUCUCUGAAGACUUUUUGUAUUUUAAUCCUUUUAAUGUUCGAGGACAAAAUGUUUGGAAAAAAACCUUUAACACUACGUAAGUACUAUAACUGAACAGUACGGAAGCCUUGCAAUACAAAAUCAUUUUCUCUCAAUAACAAUUCUAAUAUGGCACCUGCAAAAUUAGUCAUAGGUGCUGUUGCUGCUGUUACGUUUUUGGGAAUCUCUGAUAGGCUUUCUUGAACUCUGCUGCACUUUAGAAAUUUUGUCAUACAUGAAAAAUUAUGCCAAUGGGUAGGGGCAAUACACAUCUCCAAAACCAGCUUUCCGGUGUCUUUGUGGAGAGGAGGAGAGAGAGGAGAGUUCCCCACGUGUACGCGUUCUCUGUGGUGCAGGCUGGCUGAACUGCAUUCAAGAUGUUGUCGUGAUCUAUACCUAUGAGUUAAAAAUGUAAGAAUUAGAGAAGUAGCUAAAGCUGUUGGGUUUCAGUCCAGAGACUUGAGGUGGUACAGUCAUGUUCAGUCUGGAUUUUGUGGCUUACACGUUACUACUCCAUGCUCACAUCAUCAGGCUUCAAAGUCCUUGUUAGCAAUGUGAGAUGGGCUUUGGUGUUGUCUGUCUCUUGAUCUUUUUGACCUGGAAUUCUUGGGGUUUUGUUUUCCUCCAUUGUAAUGUGUGUUGCCAACAAAGGCAGCACUAAAACUUCUAUCAGCAAAAAGUUUGUGUUGGCUUCAAAGUCCAGUUGCAACGUGGAUACUUGUGAACACGCUUAUGUGAAGUUUGUGUAUCCUUGGGCUUUUCUUAUUUCCUGGCUACAGACUUGUUGAAGCAGUACGCUGGGCUGAAGACAAAAGUAAUGGCUACUUUUCAGUAGAGAGUUGAAAUUAAAGAAAAUAUGUAAAGUAUUAAAAAGUUUUCUCCCUAAGAUUGGGAGUUUGGCUAUCUCUUGUUAGUAAGUCAAUGCUGUCUGUAACAGCCUGAGUCUUACUUAGAAAUUCAACCUCUUUCUUCAGUGCAUUAUUUAUAUUUUGAACUGGACAUUUUCACCAAAACCUUAAUUAACUUUGAUGCCAAAGGUUGGGACUUCAUCAAGUGCUUAGCACAUAGAGCUUCAGACUACUGGCAUAAAGAGUUAAUGAUCUAUAUGUGAUGUUUAUGGCUUUUAGGAGAACCAAACAAAGCAAUAUUUCUUUUGGUCUUUUAAGAGUGAACUCUUAGAAGGAGUAAAGAGCAGAACUAGUACAGAAUUGCUAUUUCAUGCUGCCAUGUGACAAUUCUUGAGGCUCAUUCUACUGCGGGAAUAUGUGAAUUUUCUUCCCGUGUUGCUUGGCAGCGUCAGCGAUUAUUUUCUCCCCUUCUAAAGAUGUAGAGAGUUCUUGUUACUGGUUUUGGUGAAAGUAGAAUCCAGAUAGCAAUGGCUGCUGGCUGAUGUGAAGAGGUCAGUCUGGUCACUGAACCGUCCAGCGGUCAUUUGAAAGAAAAAUAAAUUUACUUGAAAAAAAAUUUUACUAAAGCAUUUUCCCUCUAACCAAUUUUUGUAAUAUAUUAAAGAUUAUAUUUAAAGUUUGUAUGUGUUUGCUCUGGGCAAGUUUACUUCCCCUCCAACUUGAGCACUUUUGUUACUUGUACUGGUUAUUUUUAUUGUUGGUCUUAACAUUUAUUUUGUAUUUUGUUUUUUAUAAAGUGUAACAAAAAGCUUUUGUGAACCUUUGUUUCUUGCUGGCUCUUUCUUGGACCAAAUGAACUGACUAUGAGCUGGCUUAGAAGAAACGUUCAUUGGGAUGCAUAGGAAUUUGCUAGCAAAAAUGUACACGUAUUGAAAGUUUCUUUUCCUCUGAACCUCUAAAGCCACGCCUGUCCUAAAGUAAUUGAUCAGAAUUUGAUGCGAUUUUAGUAAUCUGACCACACAUUCUCUCUCUAGGUCCAAAAUAAUGGCUGUAACAAUGGUGUUCCGGGACUGAGUCUGCCUCCAAACACUAGAGUUACUCUUUGGCUGGUCACUCUAAGUACCUUUUUGAUUAAUAAAAGGCAAUGCUGCCGUCUAUAAAAAUUCUGUUAAGUUGCAAACUUGCUGUGAAAUAAGCUGCAGAAUUUGGUGAGGGAUUGCUGACAUGUGAGCCUAGCCACUCUUGCUGUGUGCUUUUAGCAGACUAGUAAUCUCAGUUUUAUCUGCCAGUAAAAAGGGCCAGAAUAUGAAUUUCCCUCGUUCUUUGUAAGCUCUACAAUGACAAACUGUAUUAAUGAAGUUUGUUGUAAUUUCAUCUUAAUUUCCCACUAGCCAGGUCUAGUGUAACGGCCGAUCCCAUGGUAUGCCGUGCAUGCUUGCAGUCUUUGCAAUCCAUGGGAGAGGAGGGGGAAUACAGUUCAUGAAAUUUCUUUGGAUUAAAAUCUGGCCUCAGAGGUUCUGACGAACCGUCGUCACUGCACCCACGACCUGAUGGUCAUCUGUAUUUCGUGUCGGUGUAUCAAGUUAGUGCAAGAGUUGAUGAAUGCUGUGUACCAUUUCUGGUGGCCUUGCGCGUCCCUCUGGGUAACGCUUGUAGAGCUCUCUCUGCGCGCUCAUCUCGGCAGUCAGAUUGCAACCGCAGUGACCUGCUCUCACAGACCAAAUGUCCAACAUCUCCAUUCUCUGAUGAUGGCGAUGAGUGGAAGAAGCUUCAAAUUGUUGUUAAACUUUUUGGACACUUUAUUGUACUUCUUUGAGACUCAUGUUAAGCCCACCAGCAGUAUAAACACUUACUGCAAAAGGAACAGACACUUCAGAGGUUUCUUUUGAAAGGACUGUUACAAAUGGUUUAAGGCCUAAAGCAUGAGUCAUAAAUGGCAGUUGGGUUGUGCCUCAUUGUUUCUUAAACUCCUUACAAUGCUUUCUUUUACAGGUGACAUGGCUGUGUUGCUGUUUUGUCCUAGCAAUACUGUACAUCAUUUGUUGUUUCACUAUAUUGUAUCUACUUGAGGUAUCACAAUAAAAGCUUUCAAUUGUUUUGUUGA